This is a messenger RNA of Trypanosoma grayi, 1386 nucleotides long. RefSeq names its product serine hydroxymethyltransferase. NCBI's taxonomy places the organism in Eukaryota, Euglenozoa, Kinetoplastea, Trypanosomatida, Trypanosomatidae. Bases 1 to 1386 code for a protein of 461 amino acids. The transcript has a single exon. Gene Ontology annotation, molecular function: serine binding; glycine hydroxymethyltransferase activity; cobalt ion binding. The record is from RefSeq and is a predicted model, not a curated record. Gene Ontology annotation, biological process: L-serine catabolic process; tetrahydrofolate interconversion; folic acid metabolic process. Gene Ontology annotation, cellular component: cytoplasm.
AUGUCCAAGGCUCUUAUCGAACACGACCCGGAGCUCGCCGACAUCAUAGAGAAGGAAAAGGCACGCCAGUUUCGUAGCCUCGAGCUCAUCGCGUCGGAGAACCUCACCUCGCGCGCGGUGAUGGAGUGCCUCGGCUCUUGCCUGACGAACAAGUACGCGGAGGGCGAAUGCGGCAACCGCUACUACGGCGGCACGGAAUACGCGGACAUGGUCGAGAGCUUGGCCAAGACGCGCGCGCUGGCGGCCUUCCGCCUCGACGCCGACGAGUGGGGCGUCAACGUGCAGCCGUACAGCGGGUCGCCGGCGAACUUCGCGGUGUACACUGGACUGCUGCAGCCACACAGCCGCAUCAUGGGCCUCGACCUCCCGUCCGGCGGCCACCUCACGCACGGCUUCUAUACCGCCAAGAAGAAGAUCAGUGCGACGUCAAUCUACUUCGAGUCGUUCCCGUACAAGGUGGAUGCAAAUGGCAUCAUCGACUACUCGCAUCUGGAGCAGAUCAGCGAAGUGUUUCGCCCGGCGAUGAUUAUCAUCGGCGCCUCGGCGUACGCCCACGACCUCGACUACGCGCGCGUGCGUGCGCUCUGCGACCACCUCGGCUGCCUGCUCUUCAUGGACAUGGCGCACACUGCCGGCCUUAUUGCCGGCGGUGUACUGCAGUCACCGUUCCCGUACGCUGAUAUUGUGACGACAACAACGCACAAGUCGCUGCGCGGCCCGCGCGCUGGCAUGAUCUUCUUCCGCAAGAAGGACCGCAGCGGCAACGCCACGGACUUUGAGAGCCGCAUCAACCAGGCAGUAUUCCCUGGCUUGCAGGGUGGGCCGCACAUGCACCAAAUCGCCGCCAUCGCCACGCAGAUGAAGGAGGUCUGCGAGCCGGCGUGGAAGGGAUACGCGCAGCAGGUCGUGAAGAACGCACAGCGGCUCGCCGCCGCGAUGAUCUCACGCGGCCACCGCCUCGUGUCGGGCACCACGGAGAACCACUUGCUGCUGUGGAAUGUGCGUGAGCUCGGCCUCACCGGCAACAAGGUGGAGAAGCUGCUCGACUUUGUGUCCAUCAGCGCGAACAAAAACGCGAUCCCCGGCGACAAAAGUGCGUUGGCGCCGGGCGGCGUGCGUCUCGGCACAUGCGCGCUGACGACGCGCGGUAUGACGGAAGACAACAUGGAGGUCGUUGCCGACCUGCUCGACCGUGCGGCGAAGCUGUGCGUUGCGCUGCAGCAGAAGGCGGGCCCAAAGAUCAAGGACUUCGUGGACGCCAUUCACUGCAGCGACGAGGCGAGGCAGCUGCGGGCGGAGGUGGAGGGACUCGCGUCAUCGCUGUACAUCCCUGGCAUCGAUGCCGGCACGCUCAAAUACAAGAAUGGCAUUCCAGCCGCGGUGUAG